Messenger RNA from Penicillium crustosum, 753 nucleotides. RefSeq names its product putative heme/steroid binding domain protein. Gene Ontology annotation, cellular component: endomembrane system; membrane. NCBI's taxonomy places the organism in Eukaryota, Fungi, Ascomycota, Eurotiomycetes, Eurotiales, Aspergillaceae. The transcript is spliced from 2 exons. Bases 1 to 753 code for a protein of 250 amino acids. The record is from RefSeq and is a predicted model, not a curated record.
AUGUCAGAACUCCGCCAGCGACCAACAGUGGCGUCAAAGUCCAGCAAUGGGCCGGACAAAGAACCAACUUCCAAACCGCACUCCGGCAACGAUGAAACCGGUCAAGACCGCAUAAGCGUGCUGGACGUCAUCCGCGUGAUUGUAACCCUACUGAUUGCCUGCGGCGGCUUCUCCUAUUACAUGACUUCCUCCGAGUCUGUACUGUUUGGUUACAGACCAUGGUAUACACGGUGGCCGGUGGUGAAGCAGUGGGUGCAAGGCCCUGUUACCCUGACACCAACCCAAUUAUCCCUCUACAACGGUACAGACACCACACUCCCCCUCUACGUCGCCGUGAACGGGACCGUAUUCGACGUCUCAGCAAACCGUAUGAUCUACGGACCGGGCGGGAGCUACAACUUCUUCGCGGGGCGGGAUGCAACACGCGCUUUUGUCACAGGAUGCUUUAAAGAGGAUCUUACGAACGACAUGCGCGGUGUCGAGAUUAUGUUCCUUCCUGUUGAAGAUAUUGAGGAAGAAGCCGUGACGUCUGCGGAGAAGAAAAUCCGCCGCGAGAAGGAGUUACGAGCUGCCAAAGCGCGGGUUCAAGCGACUGUGAAGAGAUGGAGUGAAUUCUUUGCGAACCACGCCAAGUAUUUCGAGGCUGGAAGGGUUGUGGUUGAGGAUGGAGGUGUUGAAGGAGAGCCGUGGCCACUUUGUGAGAGUGCGCAGAAGCAGCGACCGAAGAGGAGUGCGAUGGUGGAGAAGUCGUAG